UCAGCCGCCGCCAUAUUCUUUCAAUAGCUUCGAGUGCUCCUUUUUCUGAGGUAUAUACCUUUACAGAAUGUCUCAUGCAUGAGACUUUCCCAUGAAUUAUCAGAGUGAAUGAUAGCGCGAUUGUGAAGAAAAUAGUUGGGAAAGUGAUAAGAAUCAGGGCCAAAAAUUGUUCAAAAGAGACAUUUGGGCUUGGAACGACACCGGUGAGCUCGCUAUAGUCGAAUUUCUAGUGCUUGGAACUGAUUGUAAAGGAGUGACACGCAAACAGCAAGUAUAAGACGCUCUUUAUUUUGGUCGAUAUAUCAGACCUGCUGCCGAAGAACUUUUACUUUGGCAAAAUCAGCCGAGAAGAAAGCGUUUAUCAGAGCGAUGGCGAACACAGCUCGUGCCAGAGUCUACUCGGACGUGAAUGUACACCGGCCCAGAGAAUAUUGGGAUUACGAAUCGCAUGUCAUUGAAUGGGGGCAACAAGAUAACUAUGAACUUGUUCGGAAACUGGGUAGAGGAAAAUAUAGUGAAGUGUUUGAAGCAAUAAAUGUGUCAAGUGAGGAGAUGGAGAAAGUGGUUGUUAAAAUUUUAAAGCCGGUUAAAAAGAAGAAAAUCAAGAGAGAGAUUAAAAUUCUUGAGAAUCUGAGGGGAGGUCCCAAUAUUAUUAAUCUUCUGGACGUUGUCAAAGAUCCUGUGUCUAGGACACCUGCUUUAGUUUUUGAGUAUGUCAACAACACAGAUUUUAAGCAACUGUACCAGAAAUUUUCCGAUUAUGACAUCAGAUUCUACUUAUAUGAACUUUUGAAGGCUUUGGACUAUUGUCACAGCAUGGGGAUAAUGCACAGAGAUGUAAAACCUCACAAUGUUAUGAUUGACCAUGACAAAAGACAGUUCCGAUUGAUAGAUUGGGGGCUGGCAGAGUUUUACCAUCCUGGGCAAGAAUACAAUGUUCGAGUGGCUUCCAGAUAUUUCAAAGGACCUGAAUUACUGGUUGACCAUCAAGAGUACGACUACUCCUUAGACAUGUGGAGUUUUGGCUGUAUGCUUGCCAGCAUGGUAAGGGACAAAUGGAUUUUCAAACCAUUUCUUGUCAGAAUUGCCAAAGUGAUAGGAACAGAUGAGCUGUUUGAAUAUAUCGAGAAGUAUCAUAUUGAAUUAGACCCAAGAUUCAAUGACAUCUUAGGGAGACAUUCAAGAAAGAGAUGGGAGAGAUUCACACAUUCAGAGAAUGAACUUCUAGUGAGCCCUGAAGCAAUCGACUUGCUGGAUAAGCUCCUAAGAUACGAUUUGUUUGGUAUUGAUAUAUACUUUGUCUGGAUGUGUUUGAGAUUUUUGUGAAUGUAGCUGUUCAUUUUUCAUCUCUGUAUGUGUGUUUGGUGUUUUUUCUUUUUGAAGUGUUGUACUGAUUUGUUUAAUUUUCAAGAAGGGAUUUAUCUGUGAUCGACUCGUGUAGGAGGGCACAACUUACACUCCCAACAAUUCACCAAUGCUAUAAGUAGUUUCCAUGGAAUCUUAAAUCUUCUGUUUCGGUAGUGAAAAUCAUGUAUCAAACCAAUAGCUAUGAAGGUGCACGUGUUAUUUUACAUAAAGAUAUUUUAAAUAUUUAUAAUUUUUUUCCCCGACCUAAUUUGUCUAAAAGAAGAUACUCAGAAGUUUUGGAGGUCAAAAUUUCUCCUCUUAUUGUUUUUUUCUCUCAAACUUGAUGUAAGAGCUUAGUCUAUUAUACACACCUUGGGGAACAGGGAACAUCACUUGGAAAAGAAGUUCCGUAGUUUUGCACAUCCUGCCCUUAUUCUUGAAAAUUUCCCAUUGAUAUUGCUACUUAGGUUUUGAGCGUUGUAAAUUAUUGUUUUAUCAGCAAGCUUGUGUUAUUAAAAAACAAACAAACAAACUAAAAGAAAUUGUUGUUCUGUCCAUUGCAAAAUGAAGUACCUUCAGUUUUUGUAAUCACUUAAGCUUGCAACCUUUAAAGCACACUAUUUGUUCCCUCGUCAAAACUUGUGCAGAGAAUUUGAUAUCCUAUUGUUAGUUGGUGCAUGAAUUGUUGAUUCUUUGUAAAAUAUUAUAUUCUUACAAAAGCAAAAAAGCGAAGCUGACCUUGAACGUUGGUCUCUGUUAUAAUAAAUUUAGUGUGUUGUGAAA
Molecule: messenger RNA, 2130 nt
Organism: Stylophora pistillata
Lineage: Eukaryota; Metazoa; Cnidaria; Anthozoa; Scleractinia; Pocilloporidae
Product: casein kinase II subunit alpha
Biological process (GO): peptidyl-threonine phosphorylation; peptidyl-serine phosphorylation; regulation of cell cycle
Cellular component (GO): nucleus; cytosol; protein kinase CK2 complex
Molecular function (GO): protein serine/threonine kinase activity; ATP binding
Source: RefSeq, a predicted model, not a curated record